Messenger RNA from Oikopleura dioica, 459 nucleotides. NCBI's taxonomy places the organism in Eukaryota, Metazoa, Chordata, Appendicularia, Copelata, Oikopleuridae. The record is from the annotation of a GenBank genome assembly.
AUGGUCUUUCGGCAGUUCACUAAUCGCUCAAGAAUUUUGUACACUGGCUGUUUGUGCUCCUUCUACGCAGCUAAGGAAAGAGUAUGGGAGAGGAAAAUAAGUCUACGAUUCUUGAUUUUGUCUAAACUUCUCCUGCUCGUGAACGGGCACUCGAUGGAGCCCACUAUAGAACACAACUCGUUGAUCAUUAUUCGCCCAUUUUUCGCUGGAAUCGAAAAGCUCUCUAAAAACGACGUGAUUGUAGCUGAAGACCCGGAACAAGAGGGAAAGACUAUUUUGAAAAGAAUCACUCAUUUGGCUGGCGAAAGAGCGUACUGGAGGCGGCGCGUGUAUCUAGGUGAUGGAUGGGAAGAUGUCGGGGAAGUUGAAGUUCCAAAUGGAUGUGUCUGGGUAGAGGGCGAUAAUAAGGAACGAUCUAUUGAUUCUAGAUUCGGGCUCUCAUGCAGUCGCUUUCAUUAA